UGUCGACGUCGUGGGGGUGAGACCGAAUCCAGCAAAGUAGGAAACGGGAGGGGAGAAGCUUCUUUUACUUCCGCGCGGCGAUCUCCCGUCCAAACCCACCCAUCCAACCCACCGCCCAAGGUCGCCGCGGAUCUAGCAGCCUCGUCGGAGCGGAGAUGAAGAUCACGGCGCUCGUCGUGCUGAAGCCGUCGGCCGGGGGCGCCGGGGGCUCCUCCUCCAGCGGCGGGCAGGGCUCCGAGGCGCUCGUGCUGGCCAACGCCACGGACGUCAGCCACUUCGGCUUCUUCCAGCGCGGCGCCGCCCGGGAGUUCAUCGUCUUCGUCGCCCGCACCGUCGCCCAGCGCACUCAGCCCGGCCAGCGCCAGUCCGUCCAGCACGAAGAGUACAAGGUCCACUCACACAACAGAAAUGGCCUCUGCGUGGUGGCAUUUAUGGAUGAUCACUAUCCUGUACGAAGUGCAUUUUCUCUUCUGAAUAAGGUACUUGAUGAAUACCAGAAGGCUUUUGGGGAUGCUUGGAAAGCCGCCACAGCAGAUUCCACUCAAGAGUGGCCUUUCCUGAUGGAAGCUUUGACAAAAUUUCAGGAUCCUGCAGAGGCUGACAAGUUAACAAAAAUUCAGAGGGACUUGGAUGAAACAAAAAUUAUCCUACAUAAAACUAUAGAGAAUGUCCUUCAAAGAGGAGAGCGAUUGGAUAGCUUGGUUGAAAAAAGCUCAGACCUGAGUGCUGCUUCACAGAUGUUCUACAAGCAGGCGAAGAAAACAAACAGUUGUUGUACUAUACUUUGAAGCUUGAACUGUGAUCCUCCAAUCUUUCUUGGAAGGCUCCAG
Messenger RNA from Triticum urartu, 830 nucleotides. Its product is annotated as VAMP-like protein YKT61. Gene Ontology annotation, molecular function: SNAP receptor activity. NCBI's taxonomy places the organism in Eukaryota, Viridiplantae, Streptophyta, Magnoliopsida, Poales, Poaceae. Gene Ontology annotation, cellular component: Golgi apparatus; membrane. The record is from RefSeq and is a predicted model, not a curated record. Gene Ontology annotation, biological process: endoplasmic reticulum to Golgi vesicle-mediated transport.